This is a messenger RNA of Durusdinium trenchii, 993 nucleotides long. The record is from the annotation of a GenBank genome assembly. Lineage: Eukaryota; Dinophyceae; Suessiales; Symbiodiniaceae.
AUGAGGUGCAUGCUGAGUGAUGUUAGUGUGCAGCACUCACAGCUUUUGCUGGCCAGUGUGCCUAAGCAAGCUACUGUGGACUCCACCUGGCAACCUCUUUGGGCAGAGAUUGCCAACUCCCUGACCAUCCUUGCAAAUGGUGGAGAUGGCCAUGGCAGGAGCGCAGCUGCUUGGAGAAGCACAAAGCUGGAGGCUGUGGAGGACAUAGUGGACCACCCCCUCAUGGAUGUUCCAGCAAUCAGCUUCUGGACUAUAAAGCUUGAUUGGCUGCACCUUGUGGACUUGGGCUGUGCAAGCCAGCUCUUUGGGAAUGUUGUGUGGGACCUGAUUGAAGACCACCUUGAAGGGCCAUCAAGGGCUGCAAAGCUCCUGGAGUUGAACCACAUGAUCUGCAAGGCCUACCAGGAGAACAACAUCCCUGCCUCCAAAAGACUGGGGAGGCUCAGCCUGUCUGAUGUCUGCAAUGGUGGUGAUGACUACCCCAGCUUGAGGCACCAGAAGGGAAGGAGAGUGAGAUACUUUUCGUUGGUAGCUUGCCGCCUGGCUGCAGAGUUUGCAGUGGGUGACUUUGGCAAGCAUCGCCUCAAGGCUGUGGAAGCCAUGAAUGACAUGUACUGUUUGGCUGACAGAAAGGAGCAUGUGUGGUCUGCAGACACAUACAAUCAGUUCAAGCAGGCCACACACAAAAUGCUCUUGCACUAUGGCUGGCUAGCCAAAAAGUCCAUGGAGAAGAAGCUGUGCAGAUACAGCAUCACCCAAAAGCACCACAAGCUGGCUUGCAGGUACAUAGACCAGUGCCUAUACAUGGCACCAAGGUCUACUUGGUGUUACGGUCCUGAGAGUUACAUGAGCAUGUGCAUCAGGAUCGCUGCAGCCUCUGUAAAGGGAACAGGUGGCACAAAGCUGCCUGGAAAGGUGCUGCAGAAAUUUGCACUCUGCUUCCACUUGCUCUUGAGUGGCCAACUCAACCUCAAAGAGGAUGAUGCUGACUAG